Molecule: messenger RNA, 744 nt
Organism: Meleagris gallopavo (turkey)
Lineage: Eukaryota; Metazoa; Chordata; Aves; Galliformes; Phasianidae
Source: RefSeq, a predicted model, not a curated record
CUUCUUGCCCCUUCCCUCCUUUCAGCGUUCAGGUAUCUUUCAUUCUUCUUUUGCUGUUGGCAAGUCCUCCUCCAGCCAGACAAGAUGUCUAUGCUGGACAUGAGCGAGUUUGGGGAGGCUGCUGAAUACCUCCGGAAAAGCUACACAGAACAGCUGAAGCUCCAGACAAUCCCAUUUGAUGGGAAAAAGCGUGCUUGGAUCCCGGAUGAGAAAGAAGCUUACAUUGAAGUGGAAAUCAAAGAAAGCACCGGUGGCAAAGUCACUGUGGAAACUAAAGAUAAGCAAACGCGGGUGGUGAAGGAGGAUGAGCUGCAGGCCAUGAACCCCCCCAAGUUCGACAUGAUCGAAGACAUGGCCAUGCUGACGCAUCUCAACGAGGCCUCCGUGCUCUACAACCUCAAGCGUCGCUACUCCCACUGGAUGAUCUACACCUACUCGGGGCUCUUCUGCGUCACCAUCAACCCCUACAAAUGGCUGCCGGUCUACACUGCGCCCGUGGUGGCGGCCUACAAGGGGAAGCGGCGCUCCGAGGCUCCACCGCACAUCUACUCCAUCGCCGACAACGCCUACAACGACAUGCUGCGCAGUACGGGGUGCCGCUUGGGUAAGACAUUGAUGCCACCAUACAGGCUGCAGCAGCACCUUGAGAGGGGCCAAGUGUCGGUGCUGUGCUUGGUGGCAUCCCUUUACUGUGGCAGUCCCAGGGAGAUGGGAAAGCAGCAGCGAGAUGUGAAAUCUUCCUGA